AUGAAGGCCACCCCCGUGCUCCUGCUGGCGACCCUCCUGGGGCUCAGUGCCUCCUUCGCCUCCGCCUCCGAAGCGCGAGAGGAGAGAAUCUUCGCCUACUACUCCACCACCUCCGUCACCAGCCUCACCACCGUCACCAUCACGGCCCUCUCCACCUGCCUCUCCACCGCCACCACGGCCUGCCUCGGGAGGAAGAAGAGGGCGGGGAUCAGCUCGUUCGCCGAGCUAGAGAACGAGAGGGACGACGAUCCCAUCAACCUGGAAGGAAGCCAGAGCGACGACAUCGAAGAAGUGCACUCGCAGGUCAAGCGAUCGUUCGAGGGCGAGCAGGCGGAGGAACCCAGUCGGGACGGCAAGAGGCUCACCAUCUGGUCCACGAACUACACCACGCUGACUCUGACUUCGACUUCCGUGCAGCCGUCCACCACCGUCACCGCCUCCGCUCUCUGCAUCGCCCCCGGGGUCAACCAGGGCUGCUUCCUCGGUUAGGGGAAAAUAGGGAGCAAAAUUGGCCCGGCGGUAUUUUGGCCGUUAUGACGUCACGCAGCCCCCGCAGUUCUUCCUCCGUUGGCUCCUCCUCUUCUCUUCCGUAGCUCCGCCCACAUUUUAUUUAUUUUCCCCGAUGUUCAGAUUUGUUUUUUGAUUUUUUGUUUAUGUUCGUCAUGGCUUUGGCAUUUUGUGAGUUGCUAACAUAUGAUUUAUGUUUUCGUCACUUGUUUCGCAAUGAUCAAUAAUUUUCAUUAAUUCAAUUAAUGAAAUAUGAAAUUCAGCGCAGAUAAUUCACAAUAAAUGAAAGAGAGGAUGGAAGGAAGUCGUUGGGGACGCAUUCGGAUGAUGAAUGGAUAACCCUUCUUGUUAUUUAUUUUAAAUAUUGUUGUUCCUGCUCAGAACCUUACGUGUAUGUACAUAUUGUAUGAUAAAAUAUUUGUUAGUGUA
Molecule: messenger RNA, 936 nt
Organism: Penaeus vannamei (Pacific white shrimp)
Lineage: Eukaryota; Metazoa; Arthropoda; Malacostraca; Decapoda; Penaeidae
Source: RefSeq, a predicted model, not a curated record